Molecule: messenger RNA, 9792 nt
Organism: Zootermopsis nevadensis
Lineage: Eukaryota; Metazoa; Arthropoda; Insecta; Blattodea; Termopsidae
Biological process (GO): positive regulation of transcription by RNA polymerase II
Cellular component (GO): nucleus
Source: RefSeq, a predicted model, not a curated record
UUGUCUCAUUCUUUCGUCUUCUUCCUCCAUCUCCACAAGUACACGUAGAGCUUAGCAAUAGGCGGUGCAUGGUGCAGAGAUCAAGAGGAAAACACAAUUACAGACUGUCUUUCCCCGAUAACCUAAAAUCUAUAAAUUUAUCUCAACGCAAAGAUCCUUGAGCCGCUGCAGACAGACCUCGCUCUCCGGAGGAAGAAACUAGCGUAACGGUAUCGGCAGUACGCACACGGGGCAGGUAAAGUAGUGGGGAUGGCGCGGUACACAUUGAUAGCACAAAGUGGAGAUGCUAAUUGAAGUGACGGAUAAUAAGCACUCCAGGGAAGGGGAGAUAUUGGGAAAAAAAGAAAUUGUGAGACACGGAGAGGGAGGAAGGGUAGGAGGGAACGAAAACUGGGUCUCUCUCUCUCGUACAAGAGUAAAAGUGAGAGAGAUAGAGUUUAAACUGUGAUCAGAUGCAAUGGCCAGUUCACUCUUGUCUCGUGCCUGUGAAGUGUGGGGUCGGACCACGCCGUAAGUGACACGCCGUGUUGAGGAUACACAAAUGCCACUCAAUUACCGUCGCUUUUCCACCAGUGCUGGAAGAACGUCCAUGCAUUUCAGCCUUAACAUUGGUUUAUCAACUGUGAUAUUUAAUUAUACGAGGAUUGCUUCUUAUGUUAACUACAGUGUUUAACCAACGAACCCAGACAAUUUAAUUCCAAAUUAAUUAAUGUCUGAAAACAAAUUUUUGUACCUGCGGUAGUGUUUACUGUGUAAUUUUGACACUCCCUCCCCUUCGAUUGUAAAGUGGUUCGUCGCACAGACAUGCAACUGCAGUUGACAGUGAAUAGUUGUGGGUGAAAUUGUGUUCCUUUGUGUGCAUAUGAGUGAAGUUUCUUUUGAACAUUUCGUAAGCGAAAAAGCGUCUUCGCGGAUGUCUCACAGAAGAAACAACGGCUUCUCUUACUAUCGCGAAUAAGUUCUUCAGGGGACAACCAGCAGUGUUAACAGAGGGCGUGACCCCUGGGAGGAGGCUGCACCCUUUCUCCCCGAUGAGUGGUGCUGUGGACACCUCUCUAGCGUGGUACUGUUACUACCCGCGGAUUGCGUCCCUGCCCCAUGUGAGGACCAGCCAAAACAAGAUGCGUGAGAAAGACUCCAGCCCUCGCAAGAUGCUGCUCUCCUCAAGUGGACACAGCUCGCCGAAGCAGGCCGCAGUGUACCCCCUGUCCAUCAGGGUACCUCAAGACAACGAGCCGCAGUACAACGCAGCUGAUGAGAUGCCGUUUGAUCUGUCCCGCAACACGCGGUCCGCAGGCCCACACAUGUCUCCGGCUGGAAGGCCACCUCCAGGGCCGGUCGAUGAGAAAGAAGACGACCAACCACUGGAUCUCCGAGUGGAGCACAAGAAGCUGUCGCUGGUCAUGGCGCGCAGAAGGGUCGCUGACGAGAACCAGAACGUGAUACUGCGCUCCCCAUCGCCGCCCUUCGACAAGGGGUCGCAGGAAUAUAACAGAAGGGAUGACGACAAAGAAGAUGGAGCAACGCAGGCGACACCUCCCGGCACCAACAACAUGAAACCCUCGUCUCCUAGCGUAAAACCAUACCCCGUUUUAUUCUCGCACCAACCUCUCCACCCCAUGAUGCUCGAGGCAAUGUACAGGGCCGGGAAAGAUGGUCAAAGAUUACCAAUCUCUUACCCAGUCAGUCCCCCGGGUUACCCUCAACCCCCACGACCCUAUCCGUUCCUCAACACUAACUUGCUCAACGGACAUCAGUCCCCUGGCGUCCCACCUCCACCACCACCACCAUUCGACGUCUUACGCACCCACCAUCAACACCCAGCUCUUCAGAAACAAUACCAUCAUCAGGAUCCUCAGCCCAACGGCAGCGCGCCUAGCUCUGGAGGCGGCAAACUCAAGGACCGAUACGCAUGCAAAUUCUGUGGCAAAGUUUUUCCCAGGUCUGCCAACCUCACGCGUCACCUGCGUACGCACACCGGGGAACAACCGUACAAGUGCAAAUACUGCGAGCGGUCCUUCAGCAUCUCGUCCAACCUGCAGCGUCACGUCCGUAACAUUCAUAACAAGGAGAAGCCAUUCAAGUGUCCACUGUGUGAGAGAUGCUUUGGCCAGCAGACAAACCUGGACCGACACCUCAAGAAGCACGAGGCAGACGGCCCCACUAUCCUGGACGACCGCAGGAGCCCGUCUAUGCCUCAGGUACGCUCAGCAUUCUCUCUGACACAGAGCGUCAUGGGCGACGAGUCGUACUUCGAAGAAAUACGUUCCUUCAUGGGGAAAGUGACAACAGAUGGAAGAAUGGUCAGUUCCCUAAAUCCGCAUCACAGAACGUCCAUCCCCCCAGCAGGCUACCACCUGAACCACCUGCCACACCGGAGUAUGAGUACAGAACCCUUAGUAAGACCGUGUAACUCUCCCCAACCAACAGACACUCAAAAUAGGGAACUCCAUCAAGACAGAAAAAGAAAACGGUCUUUUUCUAGUGACAAAGACAACUUUUCGUCCCGGUCAUCUUCCUGUUCUUUGGCUGGCUCCUCACUGUCUCCGCCACGCACUGCCUCACCCCCCGCACCCCCCGCUCCUCACCAGCUGCCACCAACACCAGAAGCACCGACCAGCCCCGAGGAAGAGUCUUCCUCCCCUACCAACAACACCUGAGGAACACUUUCCAUUUUAACUUUCGCGUGUCUGAUUCCUUCUUGGUUAGCACUUUGAAGAAAUCGAGAGCAGACCCUGGGGCGAUGUGGUAAAACUGGCAGGGCGUGGCGAAAGUAUAACGAGAAGCUUCUGGUGUCACCAUGCCACGGACCAGGAAGAGGUGAAGCCGCUCACCUCCGUAGCAAACUACAGCCAGCAAAUUAUCUUCAGAUUCUGCGGGAUGUUUGUAUUUUAUGAACAGAUCUAUUCGUAAUCUAGUUAUUAAGCAAAUAUGUAAUUUCAUGGCGUUGGAAGCAAUAACUGUUAUGGCUGAUACCUUCUAAGGCCGAUCUCAUUCAAGGUUAUGAAUGCAAGGACUGACUAAAAAUUCAGACUAAUAAAUCACGAAAGUCGAUCAACAGUUCAUAAAUAUUAAAACAUUAAACGAUUACCAAAUUACUGGCAUCAGAACCACAGGCCUGAAACAAGAGCUCCAUCAGAGACUUAAAUGACUAUGGGCUGGACGGCCGUGGUCCUAAUCCCAGUAGGGACAAUGAUUUUUCUCGUCAUCGUCGUUUAUGGGACCAGCACAGUGUCACUGAAUAGGUAACGGGGUGGGGAGAAUGUCAUUCUCUCUAGAUAAACUUUGCGAAGCUCACUAGCACUGAUGCUAUGAAAGCGUGGAGCUAUACCUCCAUUUUUUUGUCGUUUAUUAUUGAAACAUUCCCUGCAAGCCAUUCAAUAACGAAUACGAAGCGGAACUUCAAAUUAGCACCUUAAAUCAGUUACAAACUGACCUUCUGUAACUGUGUACCCCAACUCAUAAAUUCGUUGUUAUAAAAGUUUAAGAAAAGGGUCGAAGGCAGAGCUUCUGACAUCCAGCUUCUUUGCUUACGUUUUUUCUUUUCAAUCUCCCUUCAUACUCAGUGUACAUCAGUGAAAUUCGCGUUCUUGUGUUUGCUAUUACCUGAAUGUCCUCCCUCAAUUCCUCCACUCCGAAGAAUAAAUAAUAAUCACUGCUGGCCUGCAUAAAUUAACUCACACUUGCAGUUCGUGAGAUGUUUACCCAGACACGCCAUUUAUGGAACCCGUAGUGCGGAGUGAGGCGUGGUGCCAACGCAGCGAAUAGCUGAACCCGUCCAGAGAAAUUAGUUCUAUUAGUGUCUAAGUGUAACACACGUAGGAUACUGACACCUGCGCAAACUGCCUGAUCCACAAACAAUACUUUAAAAUUAAUCUUGUCGAGUAAGGAUUUAUAAAUACAUAUUCUGAGUAACUUACUAGAAGUGAAACUGAUUUGCGUAAAAACCUUUCGAAUUCGUGAAGGUCGCAGUCAGUGUUUGAUACAUGAAAAAGGGCUUUAUCUGCAUCAUCACAAACGUCUGAUCAUCAUUUUGUUCGCCCAGCCUCCUGGUUUAACAGUAAAUAUGGCCGAAGCGUGAAGGUAUCCGCUGGGUAAAUCGCAGGGUCUUCAAACUGAAGAAAUGUUAAGGUUUCCGCGUCCAUUUUGUAUAGCAGCUAGGGUGCUACCACUGUGUUUUGGAUAUAGAAUAUUUGUUUUGCAUUCGACAAGAUCCAUGUUAAAUCCGUAAUUUAUCUCUGUAAUGUCACUUUUCUUGUAAUUUAAAUUAUUUCUAUCUGAGAUGUGAGGUUUUCACGGAAGUAAAUAUGCAGAUGAUUGUCUUGCGGAAUGUAUCUGCAGUACUGAAUAAAUUGACAUGUUUCAAAAGGUGCUAACAGCAUCUGCCAUCAGGAAGAUGGUGAAAGAGGUAUUAAGAACCUCUGAAACGUCAGACAUUUUCUUAUCCAGUAAACACGACGUAGAAUCACACAAAACAGUAAUACUCAGGGUCCAUAUUUGUUUAAGUUUUCCAACGUAACUCGGUAGGUUAUUAGCAUGGGCGUACAUACUGUUUCAGCAAUAAUUAAUGUGUCACUCAUUACACACCGUUUACAAAAAUAUACAAGACUUGGAAAGGCAUUCGAACCCGCGAUCCACAUAUAUAGAAAAUGGCGUAAAAUCGUGAGCUGUGACCGGGACCUUAACAUGUUAACGCUCUAUUAAGAAAAGUUUUAAAAAAUUGUAUGACCUCUCCUGUCUGUCGGUGAAUUGUGGUAUGAAGUGGCUUUGGAAUGCACGAAGACAACUGAAGCAGAACAAAUAUACGUAAGACAAUCCAGUUCCCGUCAAAGGACUUCUGCUAACAAGCGUAAUAAGUUAACUCACCGCUUCGUCGUACUACGAUCCAAUCACGUUUUCACUUUCAAACGGAACCAGAUUUGUAAAUAGAAAUUUAAAAAAAAAAAUACGAAUAUACAUAAUUGUUUAAUACACACGACGAAACUCGAUCACUGGAGGAAGAUAUAAGGAGAACAGUGUUACAGUUUUCCAGCAACACUUUCAAUACAUCUCUCUCACUUUAACCAUAUCUGGUCUCUUAAAUAACAAAUCAAAAUGACGGAGAAAGUUUCACCUGUAGAGAGCCUUGCUGAAAAAGUAAAAACUAGAACAACUCUGCGCCCUUCUCUCGCUGUUGGUACUGGAGCAGACAAAUGCAGCUACUGUAUGUCGCAUGCUGUGUGUUAGCAAACACUUCACAAACCUGCUCAAACAACGGACAACACAGUUAGUAGGGGCUCUUCACCUGUUGAAGGAAACAGUUUUACUCACGACAAGAAAGAAGCCUUUAAGGCCAGUCUUAACGUGCAUACAGUACAAUGGAAGUAGCUGCAUCGUGUGUCAUGUUAAAACAGCGAAAUUUCGUCAUAUUUCCUAGUUGCAUUCGCACGUUAAUACAUGGAAAUUAAUAAACUUUACAUAAAUUUUACAACAACAAAAAUGUCGGAACUUUCGCUGAGCAGUGGGGGGGGGGGGGGAAAAACACUGUGCUGACAUCUACCGAUGAAUAAAGAAAACGAAAGUACAUUAAGUCAGCGAAAAAUAAAAACAAUUUAAUAUGGAAAAAGAAACAUGAUUUAGGAACGAAUAAGAAAGAAAUGAAAAAUAAUGUUAUUUGAAAAACAAAGCAACAAUACACCUUUCUGAAAGAAUCCUGUUAAAGAUAUAUAACCACUGUAACUCCAGGGAGAAGCAGAUGAACAGAAAUCUGAACGGAACACCUGCCUUCGUGUGAAAGCCCUCGGACCACCGUAGUUGUACGUCUGGUUUAUCACAUUCGCAUUUUUAUAGAGCUCGUCACGUCUUUCCGUGUCAAGGUUCGACUACGACUCAAACAGCUGUCUGCCGACAGGCUGCUGAGAAGAAUAUUUGGACCAAAGGAAGAGACAGUGCCAGGAGACUGAAGUUUAAUUAUUUGUACUAAUCACCAGAUAUUAUUAAUGUGUUCACACCAUGGAGUAAGAGAUAGGAGGGCGACGUAAAUGGGACAGGUGAAAAAGGCAUGUACGGUUUUUCCAGAGAACCUGAAGGAAAGAGACCACUUGGAAAAACGUAGUAGUAGAUGUAAGGGUAUUAAACAAACUGGACCGGAGGAUGCAGGAAGGAUUCCUGAGAUUCAGGAAUAAUACAAGUUACGGCAUCUUGUAAUGCAUAAAUACGGAAAGAUUCUAUACAAACUGACCAACUGUUAGGUUCUUCUGAAAGACACUAGACUGCACAGUUAGCAAUUUGAAAAGACGUUAUAUGAAGUACUUGAAUAAGCCAUUCUGAAAGGGAACUCAUCUGAACAAAAUCACGGAUACAACGAAACGAAUAUCAAUAUUUUCAUAACACUUAAGUAAAAAUGUAUUUAGUCAUCAACUAAAAUGUUGAUCUUUAAGAGGUUAAAGGGACAUAUAAGGAUAACGAGACCAAAUCUAGGGGCACUGGACGGUGUUCAGAAAACUGCAAGGAGGCGGAAACCGAGAAUUUUUGUUUCACGGGCGGCGUUACAAUCCAAAAUAACAAUGCCAUCCUUACCGCCUUGAGAACCUCACAUCUUGCACAUAUAAAACGGACAUUAACAAUGGAAUGUAACAGUAACGAAACAUCCGUUUGUAACUUCAUUUAGCUCUUAAAAUUUAUUCAACAUUUGUGGCCCUUCUAAGUCUGUUUGGACAACUCUUGUAUUGCGUGAGCUCUGAAAAUAAAGUCCCGCUGCGUGUGUAAAGGUCACCAACUUGAUAUUACAUUCGAGAAUGUACUUCACUUGACGCUAGAAGACGAGGUAAUGUAUUUUAACGCGUACGGUGAUACCUUAGGCAGAACUAUUAAACACGUCCUCCGUUCAAUAUACAAUGUUUUGUCAAGACGAACAAAUUGAUCGCCUCGCUUAUUACAACUUGUCGAAUACGAAGGAGUAUAAAAAAAAACACGUAGAAGUUCGACCUUCCAAAGCGAGUAACUCGAAAUGGCGUGCGAUCAUCACAUUUAUAUUUCGAAUUUCCGCGAACAUGCGCAGUGGACUGCAAACGUACUCUUCCAUUCCUUACCCUUGAAACCGCUCAGUCAUUGUAAAAGUUUUUUUUUCUGUCUGUAGUUCUUACUUAAUUAUUUAAAGCACUGUGUAUUUUGCCUAAAGCGUAUUCGUGAGUUUCGUAUGGUUCUGAGAACAAACAGUGAUUAGUUCCUUAAACAGCGUUAACUAGUUUAUCUUUGUAAUGGUAUAGCGUUAUGUUUUCUUUGCGGUACGGACUAAAUUCUUAAAUAUGAUAUCGACUAGAUUCGUGUUUCAAAGAUUUAAAUAAAAAAAUACAUUAAAGUGGACGUCACAGAUUAUCCGUGGCAAGCAGUCCUAUUUUCCUGGAUUAAUUUAUAUUUUAAUAAGUUUACACUACAAAAAAAGCUGCUGAAUAUAAAAAUCAAAUCAAAUAAAACAAAGACGAAUCCCUCGUGACAGCAAGGAAGAGUGGAUGAUGGGCUUAUAGUUACAAACAAAUAGAAAUAUCUGUCAGGAAACUAUAGUCAUCACAAGUUUUUCUCUAGAAACUGCUCUCUGCCACAUUCAUAAAAAGGAUAACAAAACACGAUUAAAAAGGUGUACUGUUUGGAGUACACUGAAAUUCCAAAGGUGUUCUUAAUACCGCAACACGGGCGGUGACGUCAGUAGGUUACUUUGUUGAUAACCACGACUCAGAGCAAACAUUGCACUUAGAUCGCUCUUACUCGAAAGGAAUAACAAAGGCAACAAUGGUAUCUAAGGUCACUGUCGUAACAAUGUACCUCAAUAAUGACCUCGGUUUUACCCUGUUGCAAAAUAAUUUGUUUCAACAAUGACAUUUAUUUUCAAUUUUGCUAUAAUGUUCUGCAAUGACGACGUUGGGUCAUGUGGGAUGCAUAGUUCCUAGGCAAGACGAGACGGACAGAUUGACAGACAGACAUGGAGAAGCUCAUAAGAUGUUCUUCGCUCACUCUAGAGCAUGAAGAACGCCUAUAAAGCUUAAAGUUGCACAUUUCCAUGUCUUGUUCACUCGGCCUCUUUAGUAAUCUGACGGAAUGACAUAAUAGUUUCUAAAUGGGUUUCCUAAUAAAGUCGAAAAGAUAAUUGUCCAAGAAUCGGGGUACCUGUCAUGUUCAAUGUUUUAAUUAGUUUUAUAUAAUAAUAAUGAUGAUAAUAAUAAUGUGUUCCUAUUACAUUUAUGUAUAAGUGCAAUUUCACAAAGUUACCUUAGACUUGAAACAACCGCAUUGUUUUUAGGUUUAAUGGACUUCUUAUCAAAACUGGAAAUAGAAAUUAAUUCUUUGUAAACUAUAAUAAUGGGCGCUAUUCUUAUAACAAAAUUUUUCAAUCAUUAAUAUUUCCAGAAUCAGAAUCUGAAGGUAUGUUUCUCGUGAACAUUACCUGUGUGUUUAACAGAGCUCAGAGCUCGAAUGACUUUGUACCGGAUAAAAGACAGGAAACUAGCUCUAAGAAUAUAUUUUUUUAAAUGUACAAUUAAUAUAUUAUCUUUGUUAUGUCAUGUUUACAUUCGGCCUAUAGCUGAGAUGAAUGUGUGUGUGUGUGUGUGAAUGUAGAGUGAAGUAGAACGUAGAAAUACUUUCCAAAUGUUAGUCUUAUGACGAGCUGUUGAAAGCAGCUAAAGUGGCUUAAGUGCUCCUUCGUAAGCUCUUUACAUAUUUUAUUUUCUAGUACAUUUAAUUAUUAGCUUAAGUAAUUUGUCACUAGAUUCUGUAACCAUUGCUUGAAGAAUAGAGCCCAACGAAAGAAAACUUAAAAUAAGAUACACAGUUUGUAAGACCAGUGGUUGACAUCGCUUACAAACAGAGAAGACAACGGAAACAAAGGAAAGGAGUCUAGCAUUAUUGUCAAAUGAUUGCAGAAAGUUUCAUUUUAAGUCGUCUCUCCCUGCAUACUUCUACGCUGUUGCAAUAUAGCGUGAUCAUUGUAGACGGGCUAACCUAGAAGUCACAUUUAACGAUGAUGCCAAAGUUGAAUAAACAACUUACCAACUUAUUCAUGUGUGUUUUCGUAUUAGUAAAAAAAAUCUCUGGUGUGUAUCACACAGUUGGCAAUGCUUUUAGUACCAUAUCUGCUCUCUCGGUUGAAGAUUCCAGGGUGUUCUUAAGUUACCAAAUUAUAUUUAGUCUCACCCUGGUUGACGUAAAACAAAAUGUGAACAGAUUCUAUUGAAUUUUUGUUGUGCUCAUAGCAAGAUAGCUUAGAAUGUUUCAUUUUUAACUUACAAGUUAUAUUUAUACUUGAUACAAAUUACAUUGUAAUUGCAAUAUUAGAUGCAGUUUUCCAAUAAUGUAUUAGAAUUUAAAAUUAUUUUUAUUAGUAAUAACAUUAAGACACCUUGAUGUUCAUUCAUUUUAUGUUUAAAGAAUUAGUAGUAGUCUGAAGAAUAUUUCUAACACUAAUACUAAUAACAAUAACAAUAAUAAUAACAAACAUGGUUACCACAAUAUGGCACCUGCAGUUUUGCAAUUGCAAGGAAGUGCUAAACACUGCACUAGUCAUAAGAGAAACUUAAAUAAAAGGGGGAAACCAUGAGUUUUGUGUACAUAACAAAAACUUUCGAAUAUUUAAUUUAUCCAUAGCAUUUUAUAAACAUGUAUGUAUUGUUUGGUGAUUACCAGCUACGUAUUAAUUGUAUAUAAUGUAAUAUUGGUGAAAUGAGUGUUACAUACCGAAAAUACAAGUAGAAUAGCUAUGUAAAUUGACAAACUGUAAUGAAAGACAAGAUAUAUGAAACUGCCUACAUGAAAAACGUU